This is a messenger RNA of Daldinia caldariorum, 543 nucleotides long. RefSeq lists its product as uncharacterized. The transcript has 4 exons. The coding region runs from base 1 to 543 and encodes 180 amino acids. The record is from RefSeq and is a predicted model, not a curated record. NCBI's taxonomy places the organism in Eukaryota, Fungi, Ascomycota, Sordariomycetes, Xylariales, Hypoxylaceae.
AUGCAACGAAUAAGUCAGUUAAUCUCUCUACUUGCACUAAUAAAAGGGAAAGGAGCUUCUGCUCCUCGACAACCAUCAAACCGGAAAUCCCGUCAACAGUCCAAACCUCCCAUUUCUAAUGGUAGGAAGCAUGCUGAUCUUAAAAGCGCUCCUAAGGUAGCUCUCUCGGCGAGAAGAUGGAAGAAUGUCAACCGGGCUAUCGAAAAGACAGUAGAUAUAGUCUUAAGCAGGAAUAUAGCUCUCGACGGCUUUGGACCUAGCUACUGGGAAAUGGACGAAGGCUACGCAGUAGCUCUCAAGAGGCUUAGAAAAUUGGCUCGUGAUGGUGCACAAAAGGAGUUCCAGUUUCCAUUCAGGGGUAAUGGAGUCUGGUUUUGGUUCAAAGCCACCCAGCUGAUGACUGGAAACCUGAAAGCCGGUACCUUGCCGGAUCCUGACAUAGCUCUUCAGAAGAGGGUUGAUGAAGCAGGCCAUGCUGCUGGAGAAGAUGGACCCUCUCAUCAAAAAAGGCAGAUAUUGCUGAAGAAUCACCGUAUGAGUUAG